CGGAAGAGGCGGGCCUUAGCGCCAUCCCCGCCCGGCGCCCCUUGUCAUUGGCGGCCCUGCUUUGGAGGCACCGCAGGGACGGCGGCGAUGUCUUGCUGCGGAAGCGGCGCCGGAGGCCUCGGCCGCCUCCUUCUGCUCCUGCAGAAGAAUGGGGUACGGCACUGCUCCUAUUCGGCCACCCGGAAAAACCUGUACAUCACUAAAGAUACAAAGGUUAUUUGUCAAGGUUUCACUGGCAGACAGGGCACUUUCCACAGUCAACAGGCCUUGGAGUACGGUACCAAUUUAGUAGGAGGGAUUUCGCCAGGCAAAGGGGGCAAAAGCCACUUGGGACUUCCAGUUUUUAAUUCCGUCGAGGAGGCAAAAGUAAAAACGGGUGCUACCGCCUCGUCCAUAUACGUGCCGCCGCCCUUCGCUGCCGCUGCCAUCAAUGAAGCCAUUGACGCAGAAAUCUCCCUUGUUGUGUGCAUUACAGAAGGUAUUCCCCAGCAGGACAUGGUGCGCGUCAAGCACAGGUUGCUCCGUCAGAACAAGACUCGACUGGUCGGCCCAAAUUGCCCGGGAGUCAUCAACCCUGGAGCAUGUAAAAUUGGUAUCAUGCCUGGACACAUUCACAAGAAAGGAAGAAUCGGUAUUGUAUCCAGAUCUGGCACUUUGACUUACGAAGCCGUCCAUCAAACAACUCAAGUCGGAUUAGGACAGUCCUUCUGUGUUGGGAUAGGAGGAGACCCCUUUAACGGGACAAAUUUUAUUGACUGCCUGGAUGUCUUCCUGAAGGACCCCCACACUAGUGGGAUCAUAUUGAUAGGGGAGAUCGGCGGGAAUGCCGAGGAAGACGCCGCGGAUUUCCUUAAACAAAAUAACUCUGGUUCGAACUCCAAACCCGUGGUCUCGUUUAUAGCCGGAGUCACUGCUCCUCCGGGCAGGAGAAUGGGCCACGCGGGAGCCAUCAUUGCCGGUGGGAAAGGUGGAGCCAAAGAGAAGAUUGCAGCCUUGCAGAAUGCUGGAGUCGUCGUCAGUAUGUCUCCCGCCCAGCUUGGAUCCACGAUGUAUAAGGAGUUUGAGAAGAGGAAAAUGCUAUGAGAAAAGUAUGGUCGGGAUGUCUCUGCAAAAAAUAAAUAAAUCACACACUCUUCACUUCCCUCCACGCCCUGUAUUCUCCGCGUACUCCUGUUUUUUUGUCGGAAUACAGCAGCGCUCCGUCUUACAAAAGUCAAAUUUUAACACCACCAGGGUUGAUUUUGGUGGGUUCAUGAUUUCACAUGUGAUUGUACAUCGAUAGUCAAUAAAUCAAUCUACUACUACUGAAUUCGAUUCUUUGAAAUCGAUUUCUUCGAUUUCUUUGAUGCUUGGUACCGUUUUCCUUGCAUUGCUAGCACGGGGGGGAUUUAGAAAAAAAAUCCGGUACCUAAACUGUUUAGACGUUUUACCAUCUGCUAAAAUUUAUACUCUAAUGUUGCUUUUCUGUUUACGUUUGGGGUUUUUUAUGCUUUGUGUUUGGCUGGCCGUCGUGCCUGAUGCAGAAACAGCUAUGCUUCCUGUUGUUAGAUUCACCUAUUAGUCCUCAAAACAAUUUUUUUUUUAAUAUACAUUUUUCUCAGCUAAUUUUUUCCCCCCAAAGUUGGUAUAAAAAUUCCAGGCCAGAGUGAAGAUUGUGGACUCCAUUGUACUAAGAGGUGAAACUGCAGUUGCCCGGGGUUGCAAUUCAUAUUUUUUCCCGAUGCGUUAUAGUCACAGUCCAAAUUUUUGCAAAAGCAUCUUUUUUUUUUAUUUAAUCCAGAUACAGCAAUGCUUAAUCUUAACAAAAUAAACUUUUUAACGCCAGCAGAGUUGAUUUGGGUGGUUCGUAGGUAGGUAGGUAAAAUUCUUCCUCGUGAAGUUUUCCUAAAUGAAUGAGGGGAAAAGAAAUAUAAAAAGACUUAUUUUUUUAUAUUCGUGGACUAGGCAUCUUGAAAAAGUUUUAAAUAAAGGAAAUCUGAUCCUUCAGUUCCGUGCUCUGUUGAGCCAAGCCACAAUACUUCUGUGCGAUGUUACAUGUCCUUAAAUAUUAUGUAACAGUUUGUUAAUUCAGAUUCUGCAUGUAGAAUCCGAGUGUUGAUUUCAGGAUGCAGACUUAAUCUCCGAGUACUGUACGUGUGUCAUUCUUCUACUUAUAACAUCUUCCAUAAUAAACAUUUUCCCAUCAA
Molecule: messenger RNA, 2186 nt
Organism: Pantherophis guttatus
Lineage: Eukaryota; Metazoa; Chordata; Lepidosauria; Squamata; Colubridae
Gene: SUCLG1
Product: succinate-CoA ligase GDP/ADP-forming subunit alpha
Biological process (GO): tricarboxylic acid cycle
Cellular component (GO): succinate-CoA ligase complex (ADP-forming); mitochondrion
Molecular function (GO): succinate-CoA ligase (GDP-forming) activity; succinate-CoA ligase (ADP-forming) activity
Source: RefSeq, a predicted model, not a curated record